This is a messenger RNA of Drosophila obscura, 2447 nucleotides long. It is a transcript of the gene Gycalpha99B, whose product is annotated as head-specific guanylate cyclase. Gene Ontology annotation, molecular function: heme binding; guanylate cyclase activity. Gene Ontology annotation, cellular component: guanylate cyclase complex, soluble. Lineage: Eukaryota; Metazoa; Arthropoda; Insecta; Diptera; Drosophilidae. Gene Ontology annotation, biological process: response to oxygen levels; cGMP biosynthetic process. The record is from RefSeq and is a predicted model, not a curated record. The transcript is spliced from 5 exons. Bases 219 to 2237 code for a protein of 672 amino acids.
UCUUUCGGGCCGAAAGUUCAUUCCGUUUCAAGUUGUGGCAUUUUUCAGGCGUGCGAAAAUUCCUUAGCUGUCCUUCGGAGAAAUUUCCAGCAAUUAAGUCACCUUUAAGUUGGCCAAAAAAGCAGUAGUGCGUGGCUAAGUGCAAAAGCGUGCUAUUGACAACAACCCACAAUAAGUGAUACUCAGCUCCAAUCAGGCAGCAGAAGCAAACACGCAACAUGGCGUGUCCCUUCUUUCGACGCGCUGACUCGCUGACACGUCAGCCCUCGGUCAUCGCCGAGCCGGGCACCCAUUGGACGCUCGAGGAAGAGGAGCUGUCCCAUGAUGCACUCACUCUGACCCAUCUGCAGAUGGCCAUACAGCUGCUGACGGCACCAUCAAACGAUGAUCUCAACACGGCCGUCACUUCGCUGGUGGCCAAGUAUCGCCAGAGCUGGCCAAACAUCCACAAGCUCAAAAUGGAUCCAGGCACAUUCAAGAGUUGCGCCAACUAUGACUACCUGGCGGACAUCCAGGAGCUGUUGCUGAAGAUGGACGAGGCCAGUGCCAGCGAGAUUCUGGUGCUGCUCGGCGAGGAGCUGAUCACCUGCUGCUGCACGGGCAUAAUUGAGCGGGCCUUCCGCUGCCUGGGCACAGAUCUGCAGGAAUUUCUAGGCUCCCUGGACGGCGUCUACGAUGUGCUCAAGUUACAAGAGGAGGAUGUGACCGACACUGGAUUCGUGUGCGCCGGCGAGGGCGAAUUGAUUUUCACUUCGGAGCGUCCGGUGAUCGCCUGGCUGCUGCUCGGCUCCCUCAAGGCCCUCACCCGCAUGCUCUACAAGGUGGAUGUGAACAUCAAAAUCGAACCGGUGGAGGGUGAUGCCCGUCGCUAUCGCUAUCUCUUCUCGUUGGUCAAGGACAGCUCCCAGACGCUGCAGAUGGGGCGCCCCACGCCCAUCCCAGAGACGGUGCAGCGCAGCAGCUCGAGCAAUGCCUCCGAUCUGCAGAUGAACUCCUCCAGUUUCUGCAAGAUGUUUCCCUGGCACUUUAUCAUGAACGAGCAGCUGGAGCUGGUGCAGCUGGGACGCGGCUUCAGCAAACUCUACAAGCCGUAUCUGGCGGACUUUGGCAACCUGGCCAGCACCUACUUCGACUUCAAGCGGCCCAAGGGUCUGACCAUGAAGUUCCGGGACAUUGUGCGGCGCACUUACACUCCGUUUUUAAUUGGGCUAAACAGCCCGCCCGGCGUGUCGGAUUUCCCGGCCAUUGGCUUGGAGAUCAAGGGCCAGAUGGUGCACUGUCCGGAGUCGAACUCGCUGCUGUUCAUCGGCUCGCCGUUUCUCGAUGGCUUGGAUGGGCUGACCUGCAACGGUCUGUUCAUCUCCGAUAUACCGCUGCACGAUGCCACCAGGGAGGUGAUUUUGGUGGGUGAGCAGGCCCGGGCCCAGGACGGACUGCGCCGGCGCAUGGACAAGCUGAAGAGUCGCAUCGAGGAGGCCAACUCGGCGGUCACCAAGGAGCGCAAGAAGAACGUCAGCCUGCUGCACCUGAUCUUUCCCGCUGAGAUUGCCGAGAAGUUGUGGCUGGGCUCCUCGAUCGAUGCCAAAACCUAUCCGGAUGUGACCAUCCUGUUCAGCGACAUUGUCGGCUUCACCGGCAUCUGCUCGCGGGCCACUCCCUUCAUGGUGAUCAGCAUGCUGGAGGGUCUGUACAAGGACUUUGACGAGUUCUGCGACUUCUUUGACGUCUACAAGGUGGAGACAAUUGGCGAUGCGUACUGCGUGGCCAGUGGACUGCAUCGCGCUUCCAUCUACGAUGCCCACAAGGUGGCCUGGAUGGCGCUCAAGAUGAUCGAUGCCUGUGCGAAGCACAUCACCCACGAUGGCGAACAAAUCAAAAUGCGAAUUGGCCUGCACACGGGCACGGUGCUGGCCGGCGUGGUGGGCCGCAAGAUGCCCAGAUACUGUCUCUUUGGCCACAGUGUGACCAUAGCCAACAAGUUUGAGUCCGGCAGCGAGGCCGUUAAGAUCAACGUCAGCCCCACAACCAAGGCUUGGCUGACCAAACACGAGGGCUUCGCCUUUGAUCUGCAGCCCAGGGAUCCCUCGUGCCUGCCCAAGGAGUUUCCCAAUCCGAAUGGCACCGAAACUUGCUACUUUCUCGAGGGCUAUCGCAAUUCCUCUCUGGAGAGCGGCCUGCCGCUGGUGCAGCACAUCGAUGCUGCCAUGAAGACCAUAUCCGAGGGCGGCGAUGCCUAGGCCAGACCGGGCGAAUCACUUGCUCAGUAGCCACAGCCAUAGCCAUAGCCACAGCCAUAGCUAUUCAAUGUGUAGUUCAGUGCACUUUUAGUCAAAUUGUGUUACCCCUUGCCGCCCCCCCUAGAGCCCCGCCCGCUUAACCACUUUCAAGAAAUAUAUAUGUACUUCCCGACUUCAACGAGUUGCGUUCCAGCACAAAAAAUGUGAACA